AGGCACAUUCUCCCUCUCAGCUUCAGUUUCCUCAUUUAUAAAGGCAGCUUCAAGGAUUAUAUGAGCUGAUGUAUGCAAAGCACCUACCACAGGGUCUGGCAUUGACCACAGGCUCAGGAAAUGUUAAGCGUUUGUGUUGUGAGCCUUUGCAAGUGAUGAAACUAUUCAACUCUGCCGCUGCAACGUGAAAGCAGCCAGAGACAAUAUGUGUACACCAAUUAGUGUGGUUGUGUCCCAAGAAAACUUUAUGAAAACGGAAUCUUGAAUUUCACACGGUUUUCAUGCAUCACAAAACAUUUUCCAACCACUUAAAAACGUAACCACCAUUCUUAGCUCACAAGCUGCACAAAACCACGUGGCAGGCUGGAUGUGACAGCUUGCAACCACUCACCUCUGCUAAUCAGAGAGUGACCUCCAGGCAGACUUGGGUCUGUUUAGAAUUUCUCAGUCCCCUGUCCCUGAAGGAUGGCUAUUUCCAAACCUGCUGGGGAAGGGUGAGGGGCCUGGGUUCGAGGGGUCUCAGUUCCCCUCUUGUGGCUUCAGUUUCCCUGUCUGUGCAGGCAGGGUGAGCUUUUGGCUCUUUGCAGCUGCAGCUUCUUAAGGUGGCUGAGACUGUGUCAUGGCGAACACCUGCUGGGUCUCUGGUUUUCAUUGUAAAACAACCUGUGUGCGGCUGGGCGUGGUGGCUCACGCCUGUAAUCCCAGCACUUUGGGAGGCCGAGGCAGGUGGAUCACCUGAGGUCGAGAGUUCAAGACCAGCCUGACCAACGUGGAGAAACCCCAUCUCUACUAAAAAUACAAAAUUAGCCAGGGUGGUGGCACAUGCCUGUAAUCCCAGAUACUCGGGAGGCUGAGGCAGAAGAAUAGCUUGAACCCAGGAGGCGGAGGUUGCGGUGAGCCGAGAUUGUGCCAUUGCACUCCAGCCUGGGCAAAAAGAACAAAACUCAAAAAAAAAAACAACCUUGUGCAAGGCAAGAUACGAGUAUCUUUCUAUGCAUAUCCUGAGCCCUUGCCUGGUGCAAAGCCGCAGGGCAGACCCUGGGAGACCCCCUAUUCCCUCCCUUCCGGAAGUGUCUGGGUAUUCUCAGGCCUCCCAGCCUUUGCCUCUGCUGUGCUCUCUGCCUGGGAUGCCCACCUGGCUUGUCAUCGCAAGUGCCACUUCUUGGAAGCUCCUCCUGUUAACUUCCCUCCUCCACCCAGGAUGGAAGGAGAGGCCCCUCCCUUGCUCACCGCAGGAUGGCACUCACUGCGCUGUGUCAUUGUGGCAUGAUGUUCCAUCGACUUGUUUACUCGCCGACCUCCCCAGUGGAUGGAGGGCUACCAGAGGGCCACAGCCCAGAAUUGCUGGCCUUUGGACCUCAGGGCAUGCAGUCUGGAGUGCCAGAGUUGGUCAAAUGAACAAAUUUAGGAUGAAGAAAUAAGAUAAGCAGGCCUUGCCCUUGUGGAAUCUGUAGUCCAGCUCCCUAGAGAGGCUGUUGGUUGCAGCUAAAAGGGCCUGUGCUGUGCAUCUGCAGAGAGUGUUUUGAGUCCUGCAAGAAGAAAUACACCAUAUUUGCAAACCCUUUGAAGAUUCAUAUUUUGUGUUUUUUACUCCCCGACCACCUCCUACUCCUCCCCACCCCCCGCCAAUCUUGGACAAGAAGCGAGACCAUUCUCCUUUUCAUCUAGUCACUCCUGUCCUUCAGGGGGCUCCCUCUGGCCCCGACUGUCCAUUGCUGCUGAAGUAAUGCUGUGGCCUUUCUCAGUUUGGGCCCCACCCAAAACCGAAGAACUUCUCCUCAGAAAGCUUCUACUUGGUUCCUAGUGUUUUCACAGUUAUGGGAACCCAAGAACAGUGUCAGACCUAGGAGGUGCCCCAUACCCACCCUGUCUUUAUCAAUGUUGUCACCAAAGCUGUCACAAACAAGGGGGUGUGGGCUGUCACAUGGCCCUGCCUAAGUAACCACAUUCUCGCUUCCUCCUUCCACACACAGCCAUUGGGGGUUGCUCGGAUCCGGGACUGCCGCAGGGGGUGCCACAGCAGUGCCUGGCAGCGUGGGCUGGGACCUCGUCACUAAAGCAGAGAAGCCACUUCUUCUGGGCCCACGAGGCAGCUGUCCCAUGCUCUGCUGAGCACAGUGGUGCCAUGCCUCUGCAACUCCUCCUGCUGCUGAUCCUACUGGGCCCUGGCAGCAGCUUGCAGCUGUGGGACACCUGGGCAGAUGAAGCCGAGAAAGCCUUGGGUCCCCUGCUUGCCCGGGACCGGAGACAGGCCACCGAAUAUGAGUACCGGGAUUAUGAUUUCCUGCCAGAAACGGAGCCUCCAGAAAUACUGAGCAACAGCACUGACACCACUCCUCUCACUGGGCCUGGAACCCCUGAGUCUACCACUGUGGAGCCUGCUGCAAGGCGUUCUACUGGCCUGGAUGCAGGAGGGGCAGUCACAGAGCUGACCACGGAGCUGGCCAACAUGGGGAACCUGUCCAUGGAUUCAGCAGCUAUGGAGGUACAGACCACUCAACCAGCAGCCACAGAGGCACAGACCACUCAACCAGUGGCCACAGAGGCACAGACCACUCCGCUGGCAGCCACAGAAGCACAGACAACUCGACUGGCGGCCACAGAGGCACAGACCACUCCACCGGCAGCCACAGAGGCACAGACCACUCCACCGGCAGCCACAGAGGCACAGACCACUCAACCCACAGCCACGGAGGCACAGACCACUCAACCCACAGCCACGGAGGCACAGACCACUCAACCCACAGCCACGGAGGCACAGACCACUCAACCCACAGCCACGGAGGCACAGACCACUCAACCCACAGCCACGGAGGCACAGACCACUCAACCCACAGCCACGGAGGCACAGACCACUCCACCAGCAACCAUGGAGGCACAGACCACUCCACCAGCAGCCACAGAGGCACAGACCACUCAACCCACAGCCACGGAGGCACAGACCACUGCACCAGCAGCCACGGAGGCACAGACCACUCCUCUGGCAACCACAGAGGCACAGACCACUCAACCCACAGCCACGGAGGCACAGACCACUCCACUGGCAGCCAUGGAGGCCCUGUCCACAGAACCCAAUGCCACAGAGGCCCCGUCCAUGGAACCUACUACCAAAAGGGGUCUGUUCAUACCCUUUUCUGUGUCCUCUGUUACUCACAAGGGCAUUCCCAUGGCAGCCAGCAAUUUGUCCAUCAACCACCCAGUGGGGGCCCCAGACCACAUGUCUGUGAAGCAGUGCCUGCUGGCCAUCCUAAUCUUGGCGCUGGUGGCCACUAUCUUCUUCGUGUGCACUGUGGUGCUGGCAGUCCGCCUCUCCCGCAAGGGCCACAUGUACCCCGUGCGUAAUUACUCCCCCACCGAGAUGGUCUGCAUCUCAUCCCUGUUGCCUGAUGGGGGUGAGGGGCCCUCCGCCACAGCCAAUGGGGGCCUAUCCAAGGCCAAGAGCCAGGGCCUGACGCCAGAGCCCAGGGAGGACCGUGAGGGGGAUGACCUCACCCUGCAGAGCUUCCUCCCUUAGCUCCCUCUGCCAUCUGUUUUGGCAAGACCCCACCUCCACGGUCUCUCCUGGGCCACCCCUGAGUGCCCAGACCUCAUUCCACAGCUCUGGGCUUCCUCGGAGACCCCUGGGGAUGGGGAUCUUCAGGGAAGGAACUCUGGCCACCCAAACAGGACAAGAGCAGCCUGGGGCCAAGCAGACUGGCAAGUAGAGCCACCUCUUUCCUCCCUCCUCGGAUGAAGCCCAGCCACAUCCCAGCCACAUUUCAGCCGAGGUCCAGGGCAGGAGGCCAUUUACUUGAGACAGAUUCUCUCCUUUUUCCUGUCCCCCAUCUUCUCUGGGUCCCUCUAACGUCUCCCAUGGCUCUCCCCGCUUCUUCUGGUCACUGGAGUUUCCUCCCCACGUACCCAAGGAAGAUGGAGUUCCCCCAUCCCACACGCACUGCCAUUGUCUUUUGGUUGCCAUGGUCACCAAACAGGAAGUGGACAUUCUAAGGGAGGAGUACUGAAGAGUAACGGACUUCUGAGGCUGUUUCCUGCUGCUCCUCCGACUCGGGGCAGCUUGGGUCUUCUUGGACACCUCUCUGGGAAAACCCAGGGUGAGGCUCAGCCUGUGAGGGCUGGGAUGGGUUUCGCGGGCCCAAGGGCAGACCUUUCUUUGGGACUGUGUGGAACAAGGAGCUUCCAUCUAUUGACAAGGGACAAAACUGCCCAGCCGUCGUCUCUUGCCUUCCCCUGUGGCCAGUUUCCAGGGUGGGCUCUGUCUUGUUCACUGCAGUAUCCCAACCGCAGGUCCAGUGCAGGCAAUAAAUGUGUGAUGGACAAACGA
This is a messenger RNA of Pongo pygmaeus (Bornean orangutan), 4321 nucleotides long. RefSeq names its product selectin P ligand (gene SELPLG). The record is from RefSeq and is a predicted model, not a curated record. The transcript has 2 exons. NCBI's taxonomy places the organism in Eukaryota, Metazoa, Chordata, Mammalia, Primates, Hominidae. Gene Ontology annotation, biological process: leukocyte tethering or rolling. Bases 2126 to 3514 code for a protein of 462 amino acids. Gene Ontology annotation, cellular component: plasma membrane.